AUGCCGUUCAAGCUCGAAUCUGUAUUGGAACCCUAUUCUGGUGGUGAAAACGACUUCGCUCUUUGGCUGCAGGAGUUCGAGACGGUGGCCGAGGCUUCUAAGUGGACUAUUAAGCAAAAGUCACAAUAUAUCGUACUUUUUAUGAAGGGCUCGGCCAAAGAGAUCGCUAGGCAAGCCCUGGAGGAAGUUGAGGGCGAUCCAGCUGGUGCCUAUGCUCAUGUGGUUAGGGCCCUGGAUAGAGCGUACUCGCUCAAAACUCACGAGGCGUGGAAGCGUCUGACUCGCCGUGAGUGGCACAAGGAAGAUAGUGUUGAUGGUGUAUUAGCUGAAUUCCGCCGCUACCUUAGAGUGCUAGGGGUUACUACCACAGUGGCUGCUGAGAACAUCCUUCGUGAAAGCCUGAUUGCCACCCUGCCCGAAGACGUGCAGAAGGCCAUCCGGGUGUUCGAGGAGGAUGGGCGCCAGUUGCCUUUGGCUGAUGUUGUUGCUAAGGCUCGAGCUCAGCUGAAGACUUACUCUGGUGAGAAGAAGCUUGCUGCGGGUGCUGUCACUGGUGGUCAAUACUGUUAUAUCUGUAAGGCAACCGGCCAUAUUGCUGCAGAGUGUCGAGAGCGCGGAGCGACACGUCCUACCUCGAAGCCCAAAGGCAAGGGAAAGGGCAAAGGACCCCGAUGCUAUGCUUGUCAAAGUAUGGUCACAUUGCAAGGAUUGCAAAACAACAGAGCAAGGCCGGUGCUGCUAUUGAGAAGGAUUUUGUGCAGCAGAGCAGCCGAUGGGCGGGGUUGUUCUGCAUAUGUAAAACGCCCACACUUACUCUGUAAGUUCAACGGUCAUGAACAUGCCGUUGAUGUUGACACAGGGGCUGACUAUUCAUUAGUAUCAUCCAAGUUUGUUUCAUCUUUGGGUCUUACAGUUCAUCACGAGGUUUCCCCUGUACGGCUCAAAAUGAUGGAUGCGGUUGGUGUCCUAACGACAACAGGUCAGGUGGAUCUUCCGGUUAUGUAUCUAGCUAAAGAUGGAUGGGUUAAGGUGGUUCAUACUUGUUAUGUUGUUGAUAAAAUGGUAUUUGGGUCUCUAGUACUGGGAGCUGAUUUUGCGUCUCUCUACUGCCAGGGUAUGACCUGGGAUGAAGGUGGCCGCAUAGCGGUCACUGCUGCCGCUGCUCGUGGCAUCGACGAAGAUGUACAGGCGUACAACUUGCCAGACAUUCCAGGAGUACGCGUGCUAGAAUACCCAAAUGGCACCGUUGAGAUUAUCAGCAUCGACUUUGUACUCUCUAAACGUUCCGAUGAACCACAGUUUACUUGCCGAUGGAUAUGGCGUGGAGGUGACCCUCCUGGUACGUUCUACAAGGCUAACAGAGGUGACUACAACCCGAAACUCACCGCACAAGAGGAGCUUAACUUGCGUGCUGAGACUGAUAAGUUAAUAACUAACGGCUGGGUGAAACCUUAUGCUGGCAGGGUUCGUAAUAUUCUCCCAUGGGUACUAGUGGCUCAACCCCAUAAGCCUUCUACUCCACUCCGUAUGUGCUUAGAUUUUAGAGCUCUCAAUAAGCACCUGGUGAGUGAGCCAGUACGGGACAUCGUAAACUGUGUUGAUACCUUACAUCAGUGGCGUUCGGUUCGGCGUGGUUAUACUCUCGAUGUCAUUAAAUGCUAUUAUUGUAUACGCAUGUGUGAGAGUCUGUGGCCAUAUCUGUGUGUCAUGAUUAACGGUGAGAUCUUCACCAUGGUGGUUAUGGGAUUCGGAGUAUGUAUUGCGCCGAAGGUAGCCACGUCGGCCAUCAGAUGGUUGCUGAUGAAAGUCCCCUACCCAAUUUCAUCAUACCUCGACGAUGUGGUCAUCGAGGAGUCUGACCCUAAUGUGGUUAUCGCUGUGAAUCAAAAUGGACAGCUUCUCGAAGAUCCACCAUGUGUGACGGCUGUUCGAGACGCAUUGGGUAAUGGGCGUAUGUAUUGCAAGCCCACGAUUAUCAUUGGGGCUAAUAACAGUCGUGUGCUUGGGCUGAGUCUCCAUAACGAUGGUGGUGAGAUAUCAUGGGCUCGUAGAGAGGAUCUGUCUCUAGAGAUCAAUCUUGAUGGAGAUGAGGUGGUUACCAAAAGAGAACUGGCUGGUUGGUGUGGUAAGUUGACUGCCUUGGUCCCAGUAGCAAGCUGGUUACGACCUCAUGUAAGUAUGCUAUUACGAGUGAUCAGUGCUUUAGCUUGGGAUAAACCGGUGGAUGCGGUUUACCUGGAUCUUGCUCACUAUAUUCAACAGAAGUUCAACUCUGAAGGGGAUCCAGCUCGCGGCAUAUGGUACUGUCCCCGCCCAAGUGAUGCCAAGGCAUGGCAUAUUCAUGCUGAUGCGAGUUCAGUGGCUAUGGGAGCUACUCUUUCCUACGAGCGUGACGAUGGAAAGAUCGUGCUUGUCCGUGAUGCUGCUUGGCUACUAGAUCGGCGUGGUGUUCUGCGGCACAUUAAUGUGACUGAACUGUGUGCCGCAACCCGAGCAUUAGCUUGGGCAGCCCCGUUUAUCGCGGGAGCGGUUUAUCUACAUGUUGAUAAUGAAUGCGUUAGGAGUUGGAUAGAGCGUUAUCAAAGUGGCCAAACGGUGAAACGUGGAGGCUUAUCGACUACCAUUGUAGGCCGUCGUCUUCAAGCCAUUGUUGAUAUCACUGAGCCGUUCAAGUCCUUCACUGUAUGCCGUGUUGCAUCUGAUCAAAAUCCUAGUGAUAUCCUAAGUAGAUUAGACAGUAAAUAUACCUCUCUUAUCGACUCUAUUUGCUAUGAUAAUAAUAGCAUGGAUAUUGAGGCCGACCUGUCAUUGUGCGCUGGUGCUGCCAUCAAUGAGCCUUUGUUGAACGAUGAGAUGUUCUUGAACCUAGGUGAAGUCGUUGAAGGGCAAUAUGAUGAUGAUGAGCUGUUCAAGGCCAGGCGGGCCUUGAAACAUGGUCGGUUGUUACCUGAAGAUGUUGAGCUAGACUUACAACAAGUCUACCGAGAACUCGAGAUCGAUGAGUAUGACAUCCUACGGCGGCGGUACAUUGCUCCAUACCAGGGUAAGGAAGUAUGUGUUCCUGUUAUUCCCGAGGGUAUGAGAGUAGAGCUCAUUCAUUCAGUACAUGGAUUGUUGUGCCAUGUGGGCCAGCGGCGAACCUUUGAGGCUAUUACUAGUAUAGCGUGGUUUCCUGGUAUCAUUGACCAAACCGCCGCGUGGUUGCAGAAAUGUGAUAUCUGCAACAGGCGUACUCAGCCACUCAUCAUCAAACAUGAUAUAAGUCUAUUCAGCUCAUCUGUCCUCUCUGAAGCUGAGCCAUUCUCGGUUGUGAGUGCUGAUAUUGUUUACUUGCCCAAGGCGUACCUGAGUCAACAAUGCGCUGUCUGUCGGUUUGCCUGUCUCAUCGAGCUGGAGGGCGAGGACGCUGAUCAUAUUCGUGAUGCGUUUGAGGCAUCCUGGCGGAUUCUUGGCAAAAGACCGAAGAUUCUACUGACCGACAACCAGACCGGUUUUCUGAGUUGUGACUUACCUGGAGUGUCCCGUGUCUUUACGGCGCCUAGGUCAAGUCAGUCGAACGGUAUGGUGGAGUCUCUGCACCGCACGGUGCGUAUGUGGACAAGGUCGGUCAUGGCGGAUGACAAUGAGCUCGAUAUCGCGUCGGCGGUUGCCAAGGUCAUGAGAGCUUACAAUAACACGGUCCACAGUGUUACCCAGCGUAUUCCUGCUGAGAUGAUGAAACUCGAGUCUACCGACGUUGAAUGGCAGCGAUUGAUUGCCAAGUGCGUCGCUGAUGCUGAGAGAAAGCUCGAGUCGUGUACAUAUCAUGAAUUAUUCCCUGGCGCCAUAGUGAGGAUGCGUCAAGUGAAUAAGUAUGAUAAGAUUAUUACUAAGACUAUGGAUAUGCCAUUCAGCGAGAAGCGAUGGAGAGUCCUGGGAUUCAUCAGCAGCUCGCGUGGUUUGGUGACGACUUCUCCUAACGAUGAUUACGGCCUAUUUCGAAAGGCUAAGAUUAUUUGUGAUAAAGAAGUCAAAGUUGUCCAUGUUUCGAGACUGACUCACUGCAAGCCUGGUGAAGUUGAUGUGCAGGACCUGAGGCGAGCCAUGCGCCGCAUGACUCGUGAUAGUCCGCAGUGA
This is a messenger RNA of Perkinsus marinus ATCC 50983, 4116 nucleotides long. Its product is annotated as gag/pol/env polyprotein, putative. The record is from RefSeq and is a predicted model, not a curated record. The transcript has a single exon. Gene Ontology annotation, molecular function: zinc ion binding; aspartic-type endopeptidase activity; nucleic acid binding. Gene Ontology annotation, biological process: DNA integration; proteolysis. The coding region runs from base 1 to 4116 and encodes 1371 amino acids. Lineage: Eukaryota; Perkinsozoa; Perkinsida; Perkinsidae.